Messenger RNA from Metarhizium robertsii ARSEF 23, 324 nucleotides. Its product is annotated as ribosomal L32p family protein. The record is from RefSeq and is a predicted model, not a curated record. The transcript has a single exon. NCBI's taxonomy places the organism in Eukaryota, Fungi, Ascomycota, Sordariomycetes, Hypocreales, Clavicipitaceae. Bases 1 to 324 code for a protein of 107 amino acids.
AUGGGCGUGGCGUGGGCGCAUCCGCGGCCUGGCUUGCCCGGCGUGGAUUGUCACGGCACGCCAAGACGGCAAUCUGAAGUCGAGUCGUCGUGGGGUGCUUGGAGUCUUCUUGGACACGUCGUCGUCAAGACUCGGCCGCAGCUCGAUGCCGCCAAGCAUGAGGGCAUCACAGCAACGAACGGCCGCAGAACCCCGGUCAUGCGCGCUAGCUUCGUCGUUCAAAACGAUCGAGACUCAAUUUCCCUGCAUACGAGGAUAUUGGCCAGCAAAGGGGCCUUGCACGACGAGGAGGAUCUUUUGGGCAGCUCGAAGACGUGGCGCUAG